Messenger RNA from Fragaria vesca subsp. vesca, 969 nucleotides. RefSeq lists its product as uncharacterized. The transcript has 2 exons. The coding region runs from base 1 to 801 and encodes 266 amino acids. Lineage: Eukaryota; Viridiplantae; Streptophyta; Magnoliopsida; Rosales; Rosaceae. The record is from RefSeq and is a predicted model, not a curated record.
AUGAGGAUUUUUACCGUGCUUAUGUUUGUGCUCCUUCAUUCCGUUGUGUUGCAAGCUCAAGUGAGCUUAGUUACACCUCCCGUUCCCAGCCAUGACCCUUCCACGGCGUUAGUACCACCAUCUCCACCUCCAGCUGUGGCUACCCUACCUCCGCCUCCAGAUGUCCUUCCACAACCUCCAUCACCCCCACCAGAUGUUCUUCCACAACCGCCAACACCACCACCAAGUCCUAAUGUAGCUGAUGUUUCUCUUUGUGCCAUCCAAUGUAGCGCUGAUUGUGCCUCCAUCUUUGAUGCAUCACAAACCUAUAGCAGGUUCUUUUGGCGUCGCAGAGGAACUCGCCCGACUCCUAGAAACCCCCCAACUCCUAGAACCCCCCCAACUCCAGUUACUCCACCAGCUCCGGUUACUCCCCCAACUCCGGUUACUCCACCAGCUCCGGUUACUCCCCCAACUCCGGUUACUCCACCAGCUCCGGUUACUCCCCCAACUCCUACAACUCCUGGUACUCCCCCUCCUCCAGCUCCUGAAGCUCCUACACCGCCUGGUACUCCACCUCCCCCAACUCCGCAAGCUCCUACGCCUCCUGGUACUCCGCCUCCCCCAGCUCCGCAAGCUCCUACCCCUCCUGGUACUCCCCCUCCCCCUGCUCCGGUAGCUCCUACACCUCCUAGAUCUCCACCCAGUCCUCCUGGUUGGAAACGAUUCAAUAUACCAAGGGAUAUUCCACCGGCGGCUUGUAUACCUGUGUGUAUUGCAAUAUGCAUGAAUGUAAGCCCGCCACCCCCAGCCAUGUUUUAAUCAGACUAGAAUAAUGAUGGGAACGAGCAGAGAUCAUCAGUCUUAUUAUUCGACUUCGACAAUGCUAGAUGAUGAUUUGGAAUUUGAUCUUCUAAUUAGCUAUCUAUUAUUACAUGUAGUUUGUUUUCCCUAUAGUUUGUUAGCAACAAUAAUUUGAUCAUGUAAUCG